CCUACCAAUGAAUUAACAAUUCCGACAUUAAUGAAACAACUUUAUAAAGGGUUGAAUAUUUUCCUGCAGCAAGCGCCACGGAAUAGAAUCGUCGAUUCAUUUUUGUUUGUUUGUUUUUUACUCACCACUAUACGAACGAGGAGAAUCGUCAGUUUAUUACUGAAGAAUGGCUUCUCUUGAACAGGACAGGCUAGGUCAAGCAUUUGAAGAUGCUUUUGAGAUACUGAGGCAACAUUCAACCAGCGAUCUUCAGUAUCCCCCAGAUUACAAAAAUUACCUGGCUUUCAUCAACCAUUAUCCUCACGUCAGAGGAACUUCCCAUUGCUACGGAAUGUUGCCUGCAGAGGACCCUGUCUGUAACUGGAGAACUGUGAUCAACAGUGCGGCAGACUACUGUUGUGAAGGCAACUGUCAUCAGUCUCUACAGAACAUAGCUGAAAACCAGCUGGUACAACCUGCUCUGCUCCAGCACAGAGCGGGGAAAGGCAGGAAGAAGCUCCGACUGUUUGAAUACCUUCACGAAUCCCUGUGCAAUCCUGAGAUGGCAUCUUGUAUUCAGUGGGUAGAUAAAACCAAAGGCAUCUUUCAGUUUGUAUCAAAAAACAAAGAAAAACUUGCCGAACUUUGGGGGAAAAGAAAAGGCAACCGGAAGACCAUGACUUACCAGAAAAUGGCCAGGGCGCUGAGGAAUUAUGGAAGAACUGGGGAGAUCAUUAAAAUCCGGAGGAAGCUAACCUACCAGUUCAGUGAGGCCGUGCUCCAAAGAUUCUCUCCACCUUAUUUCUUGGGGAAAGAGAUCUUCUGCUCACCGUAUCUUCCACCUGAUCAAGAAUAUCUCAGUUUAAAUAACUGGAAUGCAAAUCAUAACUAUGCAUAUACCAAUCAUCGUGAGCUAAGCCAGCUAAGUCACCCCGGGUACUAA
Messenger RNA from Otolemur garnettii (small-eared galago), 922 nucleotides. RefSeq names its product Spi-C transcription factor (gene SPIC). Gene Ontology annotation, biological process: regulation of transcription by RNA polymerase II; cell differentiation. Gene Ontology annotation, molecular function: sequence-specific DNA binding; DNA-binding transcription factor activity, RNA polymerase II-specific. Lineage: Eukaryota; Metazoa; Chordata; Mammalia; Primates; Galagidae. The transcript has 6 exons. The record is from RefSeq and is a predicted model, not a curated record. The coding region runs from base 167 to 922 and encodes 251 amino acids. Gene Ontology annotation, cellular component: nucleus.